This is a messenger RNA of Caenorhabditis elegans, 1322 nucleotides long. It is a transcript of the gene ZK858.5, whose product is annotated as TM2 domain-containing protein ZK858.5. The record is from RefSeq and is marked reviewed. Gene Ontology annotation, cellular component: membrane. Lineage: Eukaryota; Metazoa; Nematoda; Chromadorea; Rhabditida; Rhabditidae.
UUCCAGGUAAUGAAUAACGAGGAAACAGAAGUCAAACCAUGGAUUGUUAGAAUAAUAUUAAUUGUUGGUGGUUUGUUUGGAGCACAUCGAUUAUAUCUGAAACAAGUUCCUGAAGCUUUUGUUUUCUUCUCAACUCUUGGAGUUUUAUUAAUCGGAUGGUUAUAUGAUAGUUUUAUGUUCAAAUAUGAGGUCAAUGAGUACAAUCAAUUAAUAAACCAAUCGGAAAACAAUAAGGAAAAGGAAAAGUGGAAAAAUGGUAAAAUGCAAGCUUCUCAAUCGAAAUUUGUUGAUUUCUCGUUUACUCGUUUUCUCUAUUCUGUUCUCUAUGGAUCAUACAUUGGUCUUGCCACGUGGCUUGCAUGUACCGUAACCUUCGGAUGGACGGAUAUCAAUCUUAUUCCAUUCAUUUGUGUUGUUGCAUUAGGUAUUACUGCAGGUAUCUACAUAAUUGGUCAAUGUGGCGGACAAAGCCGUGAGCUGAGUUAUAUCUGGAUGGCCAGUUUCUCAUCAAUGUUCAUUAUGGUUCGACUAGCCCAAACGACCGUAUUUCGUGCCAUUUUUCUCACUGCCAUCGUCUCAACAGUCAUCGGAAAUCGUAGUGCUCGUUUAAAAAAGCGACGUCACACGUGGAAACAUUUCCUGUUCUGGUCAUCAUUAUUCCUGAUGCUCGUUUGUGUAAUCCUACUGGGAUGCUCGAGAAAAGUUGCAGAUAAGCAGGUAACUGCCACUCGUCCUGGUACAUUCCGAGAAACUAUAUCUGUUGGAAGUCUGAUUAGAGAUCGUAUUUUUGAUGCGAAAAAAGUUCACAGUUUUUUCGAAGGAAAUCCAAUAAUUGAAUAUCAUUCAAAAUCGGAUAUCAAAAACAAAAAUGGAGAAAAAACACUAAAAAAUAGUUCAUUUUGGUACCAAGUAUGGAGUGGAGAGCUUUUCGAUGAACUCACUGGAGCAGCACAUCUCACGAAAAUUGAUUGGAUUGAAUUAACAACUACAUUCAUCGUAGAUGUACUACGGUCUGAAGCUCGUGUUAUUGAUGGAUCUUCAACUAUUGAACCAUUUAAAUGGGCACUUUGGCGUAAUUAUCUUAUUCAUCGUUUCUCACUGGAUCCAUUGAUUUCUGAUGAUCGCCUCCGCACUGAAUGCAAAAAAUGGCAAACGGAAGAAAAAUCUAAAAAAGGAAAUGUGGAUCGAGACUAUAAUAUUUUGGCAGCCAAACAGGGAUGUUCUACUUUCCUACUGUAGUUGUUCUAUUAAUUCUUAAACUAUUUUGCGAUCUCCGUCUCAUCCGGUAUAUUACUUGUUUGUCUAAUAAAAAUAUAAUGUGU